GCCUUCUUAUCAUUAUCAUAUAAUUUAUUUAUACGAAAUAGAAAUAGAAAAAUGUAUAAUUGGUUAGCCUAGAAAAACAUAUGUGAAUUUAAAUUUUAAUAUUGUUUUAUUUGUGUCAUCCUAAAUCGUAGUAGUAAAUCGCUAGUAACAAUUUUGUAACUAAAUUCUUUACCUUUUUACUAUCCAAAUUCAAGUACUGGCUUUGAAAUGAGGGAGGUGAUAUCAAUACACCUAGGACAAGCCGGAGUACAGACAGGUACGACCUGCUGGGAACUCUUCAGUUCCGAGCACGGCCUCACUCCGACGGGAAAGAUGCAGGAUACCGAUGGCCUACCGGAGGGCACUCAGAAUGUGAGCCAGGACAGCUUUUCCGAUGGCUUCCACACCUUCUUCGAGGAGAUGUCUAAGGGAAACUACACUCCAAGAGCUCUCUUCGUCGAUCUCGAGCCCAGCGUUAUUGACAUGGUACGGAACGGGCCUUACAAAGAUAUGUACUGCUCGAAGCAGAUGAUCAACGACAAAGAGGACGCGGCCAACAACUAUGGAAGAGGAUACUGCACCGUGGGCAAGGCCAUCCUAGGGAGGGUGAUGAACCAGUCGAGGAAGAUGAUCGAGACAUGCGACCGACUUCAAGGCUUCAUCAUCUACCACUCCUUCGGGGGCGGGACCGGCUCCGGGUUCCAUGCACUCCUCUCGGACAACAUCAACCUCGAGUAUCCCAAGAGUAGCAAGAUGGAAAUGUCUAUUUUUCCUUCACCAAUGUUGGCAACAGCAGUCGUGGAGCCUUACAACGCUGCCUUGACGACAAACGCUACCCUUGAAUUUUCGGAUUGUGUCUUCCUUGCUGACAACGAAGCAAUGUACAACAUUUGUCAAAACCGACUCGAUAUCGACAGCCCUACGUACAGAAACUUGAACAACAUCCUAGCGCAAACCGUCAGUUCAAUAACCGCGAGCCUGAGGUUUAAAAGCUCUCUUAACGCUGACUUCAUCGACUUUCAGACCAAUUUGGUACCUUAUCCUAGGAUACAUUUCCCGAUAUUCAGCUACGCUCCAAUCGUUCCCUCGACUAGAGUAACCCACGAAUCACUAACAGCAUCUGAUUUGACCCUUCAGUGUUUCGACCCGACUAACAGACUGGCCAAGUGCCCAACAGACACAUCCCGUUACAUCGCCUGCUGCUUGCUUUACCGCGGCGAUAUCACUCCUAAAGACGUCAAUUUUGCUAUAGCUAUGUUAAAAGCAAAGAAAAACAUACGUUUUGUAACUUGGUCUCCCACUGGCUUCAAGAUAGGCAUCAAUAGCAGGACACCAGGAGUUAUACCUAAUUCGAAUAUGGCUUCUAUGGAGAAGUCGGUUUGUAUGGUUUACAACACAACAGCGAUGAAGGAAGCUUGGGUGGCUCUUAACAUCAAAUUCUCCCUGAUGUUGAAGAAGCGAGCUUUCCUCCAUUGGUACACGGGGGAAGGCAUGGAAGAAGAUGACUUCUUAGCUACUCAGGAAAAUCUUGCUCUUUUGGAAGCUGAUUAUAUUCAACUUGAAUUAGAAUGAACUAAAAUCUGCUUUGCGUGGAUGUUUGCAUAUAUGUGCCUCUUUUUAAAUUUAAACAAUAAAAAAAUUUCAUUUUAGCUAAAAGUUAUUACUACAUAUUUUAAAAAUUUUAUAAUUAUAAUAUAUGACAUUUAUAGUUAAUUUGCAUGUUGUGAGACAACACGACAAUACAUUAUAAAUAAUUUUGUAUCCAAAAUAUUUUAUAGUGAUAAUU
Molecule: messenger RNA, 1765 nt
Organism: Nezara viridula (southern green stink bug)
Lineage: Eukaryota; Metazoa; Arthropoda; Insecta; Hemiptera; Pentatomidae
Source: the annotation of a GenBank genome assembly